CUAGUUACAGUUGAUGUUUUCACCGCUACUCGGUUCAAGGGAAAUCCCCUGGCAGUUGUCAAAGUCGACGGCGAAGCUCUCUCCCAUGAGCAUAUGCUGACGAUUACACGAGAGUUCAAGUACUCUGAGACGGUGUUUCUUCGUCAGGCCCAAAAUGACCAGCUCAGUAUGAACAUCUUUACGCCGGCAGGUGACCUGGACUUUGCUGGACAUCCCGUAAUCGGUACGGGCUACGUGCUAUUCCACCAGCUGCUGCCAGGCAUCUCUCUUCCAGAUCCUCUGCCUGAGGCUAUCUCUGUCUCGAUCAAAGCCGGAACGGUUGUACUUCGGUAUGUUCCCGAGAGCGAUACUGUUCUCGCUGAGGUGCCUCACAAUGUGCAUAUUCAUUCCUGUGGCACGCCCAAGCAAAAUAUCCUCGAUACGCAGCCCAACUUGGUUGAUCGGGCAUUUAGGCUAAGCCAAGAUUACCCCGCUGUUUCGAUCGUCAAGGGAGUAACAUAUACCCUCGUCGACAUGUCGGAUCAGGAGGACCUCUUUGCUCGUGUUGCCGCGGGUAGGAGUCAAGACACACCCCUGGAUGAUGAAUGGGCUCCUUCACACACUGGCACCAUGUACUACCGACGCCAAGAGGUGUCCGAUGACAACGGAACCACUGUUGAGCAUCUGCAUGUGCGCAUGAUUGCUAUCGACUUGGGGGAUCCAGCCACCGGGAGUGCAUGCUGUUCGCUGGCGGCGUAUCUGGCUCUCAUGCGGGGAGGAGCGGGCAACUCUCACCGCUUUUACAUGAAUCAAGGGCGUGAGAUUGGUCGUGAGAGUGACAUAAUUGUCGACGUGGUCUUGGAUGAGUCUGGAAAAGGCGUGUUAUCCAUGUUUCUGUCGGGGUUGGCAGCGUUGGUGGCUGAGGCAACCAUUCGAUUGCCUUGA
Fusarium vanettenii 77-13-4 is the source of this 924-nucleotide messenger RNA. RefSeq lists its product as uncharacterized. Gene Ontology annotation, biological process: biosynthetic process. The transcript is spliced from 2 exons. NCBI's taxonomy places the organism in Eukaryota, Fungi, Ascomycota, Sordariomycetes, Hypocreales, Nectriaceae. The record is from RefSeq and is a predicted model, not a curated record. Gene Ontology annotation, molecular function: isomerase activity. The annotation marks the transcript as partial. Gene Ontology annotation, cellular component: cytoplasm.